CCGGAGAGGUCCGUUCUACGCCAGGCCUUGAAAUCUCACAUCCCCCCACGGGGCGGAGCAAACCUGGAAGUGGCCGCGCUGUUUUGCAUAGCAAUGACCAGCUUUGCAUAACGAGCGUAGGCAAGCAUUUAAAGGCGCUGCCGCGGCCACAAACCUGGUAAUCCGGCGCAGACCCACUGCUCGAAAUGAUCUCAAAGAUGCAGGCUCCGCUCCUGAUGGCCUUGGGCCUGCUCCUCGCCGGCCCUGCGGCCCGUGCACGCGUCCAUCUGAAUCAGCUGGGUAGCUUUGACUGGGAGAACUGCGAUGACAAGAAGGACCCUGUGGUGCUCAAAAGCCUGACUCUGGAACCUGACCCCAUUGCCUUUCCUGGGAACAUGACGGUCAGCGCCGAGGUCCAGAUCGAUGUCCCCCUCAGUAGUCCUCAGAAGCUGGAAUUAACUAUGGAGAAGGAAGUGGCCAGCUUCUGGGUCAAAGUCCCAUGUGUGGAACAAAUUGGUAGCUGCACCUAUGAAGACUUCUGCCAAAUACUUGGUGCUUUAAUCCCCCCUGGACAGCCCUGCCCGGAGCCCCUGCACACCUAUGGGCUUCCCUGCCACUGUCCCAUCAAAGUAGGCAUCUAUUCACUGCCCAAGACUGAGUUCACCCUGCCCAGCAUGGAGCUGCCCAGCUGGCUCAGCUCCGGGUCCUACCGCAUCAAGAGCAUCCUCAGCAGUGGUGGGAAACGCCUGGGCUGUAUCAAGAUCUCUGCCUCUCUGAAGGGCAAAUAAUGUAGCACCAGCCACAGCAGAAUGAAGGGGUAUGAGGAAGAUGUCCCUCUUCUUCUGUCUUGCAUUUGCCAAGGUCAAAUUCUGACUCUCUGUCCCCCUUCAAGCCCCUUUCUACAAUGAUGCCACUUCCCUCACUGAAAAUCCUUUUGUGCCACCUACGUUUUAGGCACGGGCAGGCAGCCCUAACCUAGGGAGGAGCUUGGCAGUUCUUGAUAGCCCACGACACCUGCCAGGCCGGCUGCUUCAUUUUCCUCAUCAAACCUAUGAUUUUCUAAGAGCUUAACUCAUUUUCUAAAUAAUCAAGGAAUGGGACGAAUAUAUUUUGUGAACCCAAGUUCAGACUGACCCAAUCUUGGUUUCCUGAAGUACCUUCAUGAUUUUCUUAAAAUUUUUUUUUUUUUUUUUUGGUCACUGACUUAAAAGCAGAAUGAGAGUAUUAAUAGUUUUUGUUUUACUCCAGGCCCCUCUUACGAUGAAGGGACUGAAGUAGUUCACCUUAGUCUAUUCCUCCAUUAACUUCUAUGAUUAAUUCAGUAUUCUUUUCUAGAUUUGCCCAAUGAACAGUGGGGCCUAGCGUAUCCUAGGGAGGUAGGGCAUGUGGUGGAGGGCUUCACUAGGAGAGGUAUUUAAGAAUGCUCUAUGUAUUUAAAAUAGUUUACAAACUCAGGUGCCUUCUGGGCCAAGCACAAGACCUAAACGAGUGAGGAUGACCACAAGGAACAUAUUGCUUCCAGGCAUGUCUUUUUUCCCCCCUUUGUAUAGCAGCUCAUAUCCACUGUUACAAGGCAGCUGAUGUCCAGGCUUGAGCUUGGUAAUAUUAGCAGGGAUGAUGGGGCCUGAACUGAGUUAGAGAGGGUGCAUUCAGCCCUUAGGGGCACCUGCUGUAGGGCUCUGGCAGUUGGUGCCACCUGAGGAUGUUGUGGGCCCAAUAUUACCAAAUAGUCUCCAUUGUUUUUCCUUGGAGAAGCCAGAAAUCCAGACUUUUAUAUGAAAUCUUAUAGUUUUUAAAUAUUGGCAACUAAUUAUUUUUUAAAACACUGUGCAGGCCAAAAGGGCCAAACAGACUUGUCAGUGAGGAAAUCUGGCCCAAUGUGGCCAGUUUGCAACCUCUGACGUAAGAACAUGCAUUCCUUGUCCUUUUGGUCUUGAGACAACUCCUCCAGUGCCGUUUCUCCCUCCCUAGGGCCAAAUCCAUAGUGUCUGACCCACGGAGCAGGCUCUUCCAGGGCUUGAGGAGGGGGAGGCAGCCUCUCAGAGAUGUGAGCUGCAGGGAUCACAAGGCUGCCUGCCCCAGCCUAAGAGUGUUGUUGGGGUGAAUGGGGCAAACACUGAAGAGUUGGAACCCACCAGCAGCUGCUCUGUGGAGCAAGGAUCCCACGAAGAGGGGUGGACUCACAUCAGGUGCCUGGGUUUGUCCAUCAUCCCAUCCUCCAUGACAGCCUACUGACCCAUGGAUCGUCCCCAGUUUCUGGGCUCAUUUGAAGCCUGAAAUGGCAAUAAAACUUUGACUUGCUGAGAA
Molecule: messenger RNA, 2286 nt
Organism: Zalophus californianus (California sea lion)
Lineage: Eukaryota; Metazoa; Chordata; Mammalia; Carnivora; Otariidae
Gene: GM2A
Product: GM2 ganglioside activator
Exons: 4
Coding region: 186-767 (193 amino acids)
Biological process (GO): ganglioside catabolic process; lipid transport
Cellular component (GO): cytoplasmic side of plasma membrane
Molecular function (GO): lipid carrier activity; enzyme activator activity
Source: RefSeq, a predicted model, not a curated record